Molecule: messenger RNA, 441 nt
Organism: Symbiodinium natans
Lineage: Eukaryota; Dinophyceae; Suessiales; Symbiodiniaceae
Source: the annotation of a GenBank genome assembly
AUGGUGUCGCAGUUCAACCGCCCAUUGUUCCGGGCGCUGCAGCCUGUGCAGAUAGCCAGUUGGCAUCAGCUGGGCACGAGCGGCAGCAACAGCAGCUUCCUCCGGGAGCUUGCGAACAGCCUCGUGAUGAAAGAGGCUGGUGAGAAGGAGGUUGUGGGGGACCAUCGAUUCGCUUCUGAGCGCGUGUAUUGGCUUCGCAGGCCAUCAGUCCCAGGCUCCUUCGAAGCUGGAUUCACCACACUGGAGACGCGGCCUUUCUCUUCAAGGCUCGUCCUUGGGCUCUUCGACCUGGCGGCGCAGGAGCCGUCGAUGCUGUGGGUGGCCGACCGCCUCUCAAUGGACAGGAAUGGCCGCCCGGCGCUUCCGAGCGCAGGGCUCUCUGCCGCCUUCGCGCGCACCCAAGCCCCGUUCAAGGGCGCGCAGUUUGGCCUCCUUCGCUGA